Molecule: messenger RNA, 1014 nt
Organism: Pelagomonas calceolata
Lineage: Eukaryota; Pelagophyceae; Pelagomonadales; Pelagomonadaceae
Source: the annotation of a GenBank genome assembly
CUGCUGCUGUGCCUGCCGAACGCAAACAGUACGCACGGACACAGCUUGUCACGAGAGCUGCAGAGAGGGUGCGAGCUCACCAGCACGCGUAAGACCGGACAGCGACACAGUUCGCACACCGCCGCUGCGAGAGCAGUGCUCUCCCACUUGUGGGCAAGUUGUAAGCAAGCGCGAGUGCCGCGCCGACGCAGAAACAUGUCGUCGUCCAGCGACAGCGACGCGUCGUCGUCGGCCUCGGAGAGCGACGACGACUCGCUGUCGCCCGCGGACCUCGCGGCCAUCAACGCGUUCGUCGGCGACGACGAAUGGAGCGACGCGGGCAGCGCGUGCUCGGAUUCGUCCGGCGCGCUCGCGCGGGAGGUGUCGCGCUUCGAGCGCUCGCACGGGUUCGGGGCCGGCGCCGACGCCAACGCGGACUCGGAGGACGAGGACGCGGCCGCCGCCGCGCCGCCGCCGAAAGCAAAGCAGGAGCCUGGCGCGGCGGCACCCGCGGACAAGCAGGCCAAGUGUAAAGCUCGAAGGCAGCGCCAGCGCGAGCGCGCCAAGGCGAAGAAGAAGGAGCUGCAACAGGGCGGCGGCGGCCCGCCGACGUUGUUCGUGCGAGCUUUUAACGGCGACCUCGACCGGCGGGAGCUCACAAAGCUCGCCGAGGCGACGCUCGGCGAGGGCGCGGUCACGAAGGUGCGGGCCGUCGGCGCGCCGGGCAAGGCCGCGAGCGCCUACGUCGAAUUGCGGGAAGGUAGCGUCGUCUCUACAUCAGCACAAAAGCUCCACAAGAAGCAGUUGCCAGGCGGCGCGCAGCUUUCUGUCAAGCCCGCGCUCGACAAGAAGGGGCUCGAGGCCGUCGUAAAGAAGGGGGCGAAGCGCAAGGCGGAACCGUCGGCGAAGGCCGAGGGAAAGCGCCGAGCAGUCCUCAAAAAGAAGGCGGGCAAGGAGACGCCGGCGCAUUCCAAGCUCGCGAAGAAGAGGUCUUCUAAGAAGAAGAAGUAAUAUCAUCAAGUUACACAGGGGAGG